Molecule: messenger RNA, 4143 nt
Organism: Brenthis ino (lesser marbled fritillary)
Lineage: Eukaryota; Metazoa; Arthropoda; Insecta; Lepidoptera; Nymphalidae
Source: the annotation of a GenBank genome assembly
AUGGAGGCUACUCAGAUUUUUAAUAAAAUAUCAGAACUCGCUCAAGAUAAUAGUAAACAGGAAGAAUUGCGAAAUCUUUGUAAAUUAAAACUUGAUAAGGUUUUACUAGAUUUACCCCGAAGAAUUUUGCGUAAUGACGGUGGCAAUCUAAUUGAUUGCAUUUUUAAGGGCUUGCCUGAUAAUACAUCCAUCAUUAAAGUUAAGGUAAUAGACACAAUUUUAAAAACUGUCAGAAAAGAGGCCAUGUCUAUCUCUCAUUGUGCCGAAGUCAUAAGUAGAGUUUGCCUUGAGCUUCCAAGAAUGCCUGUUGAGCACUUAGUCAGGUGGAGCAGUGAUAGUGUGCAAUCUAUAGUUGAAGAUUGUGACAUUAAUAUGAUAUGGAAAGAUAUUUUACCAGAGUGUCUUAAUGCUGUAUGUACUCAUACUCUUGUUAACCACUGUGGAUCAGAAAUGACAGGAGAGGAAUAUAAAACACAAUGUGUGCAUACAUUAUGUCAGUGUCGGUGGACUGAGAAGCAAUUGGUACAGUUAGCUGGUAUGUUCAAAGACAUGCAACUACCAAAAUCAGAACAUAAACAGGUUGUGAACAAAAUAUGUUCCUACAUAGUGGAUAUACCACCAGAAACGUUACCUCCCCUUGUACAUCAAUUGUUAAAAUUAUGCAAGUUGUACAAUACAGAGGUGGUUUUGUCACAUCUAAGUCACUACUUCAAUAUAAGGCUCUAUAGCAAGCUGGAACCCCCACCGCAGGACUCCGAGUCUACUACAUUGGAUAUUGAUGAUAUCGUACAAUAUAGUCACGCAGAAUUAAGUAGAUGUUUGUCCACAUGCCUCUAUCACAUAUCCCAAGGCGUGGCGGAACCGGAACUGAUACGAAAACAUAUAAAACAAUGGCCGAAAACACAAUUAUUGAGAUCGCCAUUCAUUAUUGAUUUAGCUCUCGCUGUGUCUGACAAAGGAACGGAUUUUAGAUCUGUAUGUUUAGAUGUUAUAAGAUCGGCAAUUGAAUUGAACAUAACAGAUAAGUUAAGAAGUAACGAAUCAUCGUGGGUGAGAUCUGUUCUGCCGCCUGACGUGGAUGUGGUCAAUGUGCUCAAAGUGCUGACAACUGAAAGUGCAAACCACCGUCAACUGACAGUGCUAGGUCUCAUCAACCUGUCCUUCUCUUUACUCUCCAUAUCAAAGUUAAAGCCCUCAGCAUCCCAGUGCUGGUCCCAUGGGAAGCUUAUCUUAGUAAGACUGUGCAAAGCACAGCCGGAGACAGCUGGACAUAUAUUGGGUCAACUCUCGGAUAGAUUGUUCAGUGAUCAGAAUUUACAGCAGUUUACAGAUUGUCUAUAUAUUCUGUGCAAAUUAACCCCGGUGUCUAUCGAGCGCUGCCCCCAACUGAUAACUAUAUUGGAGAACUGUCAGCCAUUGGGCUCGUACAUACACUCGGCCAACACGUACGAGGCGAUCCGGCCGCUGAUAGCGUUCAGUGCGCGCGUGCGGGACGCCCUCGUCAUGGUCUGCAGGAAGGGGCUAUACUCCAGGGAUUCCGCAUACCGUUGCCUCGCGUUAUCCGGCUUUCUAACAGUCCUGCGUCACAUCAAACUGUCAAAAGGCGCAGUGCUGAGCCAGAACAUGGCGGACGACUGCAGUGGACACUCCUACCUCACUCAGAUAACUGUGGACAUGCACGCGACCAGCCAGGGCUCCAUGGUUACUUCUCGUAUGCGUAACGAAACGAUAUGUUUGGAAGUGAUAUCGAUUUUGAGGCGAUGCCUCGUACAAGACGCUGCGGUAAAGCAACUUCUAUAUACUGAAAUGUACGAUUGUGCUAAAGAAAAGCCAGCACUACACGAGUCCAUAUUGGAAUUAUUUUAUGAACAUCUCAGCAAAUACGUGCAGGAGGAAGACGAAAUUAUACAGUUGAAUUUAGACGAAUGUGUACAACAGACACCUAUAACAGCGACUUUAACUGAGCCAAUAGGCCGAUUGCUGUACGUUCUCGCCCAAUUCAUACAACCAGUUAGUGAGGAUGACACGGAGGACUAUUUAGCGAGCCCGUCCGAUGAUAGCUCUGCGUAUUUGAAAAACAAAAUAAAGGACAUCAUGAACAAACUCUAUAAAGCUGAUCUAUUAGAUCUUAUUAAUAUGGAAGACGUAGGCAUAACAGAUUUGUCACCAGAGUCUAAAGCGAAGAGUUUGAAGAUUCAACAGCUCAUGCAGUGUUAUGAGGCGCUGAUAGCACACCAAGUACUGCAGUGGACGUCCGAUACCACCCUCGCGGAGUCUACUCAUAAACUGUGUAAGGCUCACACUCAGUUAUUGGAAAACACUAAGAGUUCACCAAAAACAAAGAAAAUUCCACUUUCUAGUCAAACAAAAGAGGAUAAUAAAAAGCAAAAGUCACCGAAAAAAGGUAAAGACGCGAAGGGCAAAGGUAAAAACAGUAAACCUUUAAGCGAAUCGCAGGAGACUGUAGCGGAAAAAACUCAGAAAACGCCGGAAAAAAAUAAAGGUACAAACUCAGGGAAAAGAACUUUAACACAGAAAAGUGAUAAGUCGCAAAAGUCACCGAAGAAAACCAAAGUGUCUAACUUAAUGAAGGACAGGGCCGGACCUUUUAAGCCUUUGCCGUGUUUGUGGGAUGUGCCGUUCUGUGUACGCAUUUUGGAAUUACUAUAUGGUGAAGAAGUGUGCUGGUCGUCGACCGAACAACGCAACUACAUACGAAGCAAGCGUGAUUUUCAUCUAUACACGUUAAAGAACAUUCAGAGCGUGUUGGGAGAGAGGAUGGAGAAACGUGUGGUUUCUACGCAUGUAGUGCGGGUUGCGCAAAUACUGUACCAGAGAUGUGUGUGCAGGUUUCAACAUAUGUGUGACUUUGACGAGCGUACGACACUUGCAUGUCUAGAAUUGUUUAAGACGAGUCUUAUUUUACUACUAUCGCCAACAUAUUCAUUGAAAAUAAACAUCGUUUUGUCAGGUAUAACUGACAUCACUAAUAAGCCCGAAUCUGCAUCUAUAGCAGACAUAUUGGAGAAGAUACUCUCAACGUUGACUUAUUUAGAGGCAGAGGCCGAGGAAGAAGACUUAGAUCUGACCAGGAAGAAAAUAUUGACGGCCUUUAUACAAAUAGCUUGUGUUCUGCUGGAAACACCUGUACUUGGCUGUAAUGUACUAAAUGGGGUAAUACUAAAGCUAGAAGACCACGUCCGCAGCAGUAAGCAGGCGGAGUCGCUGCAGCUGGUGCCGGCGCUGCUGGCGGCCGCGCGGCGCGAGCAGCGCGAGGCGGCCCUGCUCGCCCAGCUGCUGGACAAGCUCACGGUGGAGUUGGGGGUUGUUGAUGAGGAAGAACAGUCGUCAUCCAGUGGGGAGUCAACCCACUUCCCCACAAUCGACUCUCGCUCAGGCCACUCAGUGCUGAGCCACGUGUGCGCGCACCUGAGCAGCCGCUUCAAGUGCGCUGAGCAUUUGCUGAGCAGAGCACGUGACCUGACCGCGGCGCUGAGCAAUGCCGUACAUACGCACCAGCAACGGAUUGAUAAAGAACUAAAGGAGUUGUACAACUCAAUAAUAAUCGAGUUGUGCCAGCUGAGCACGCACACGGCGCGCGCGGCGGCGCUGCGCUGCGGCGUGGGCGGCGGCAGCGACCGCGUGCUGGGCGCCGCGCUGCGCCUCUACGCCUGCCUCGCCGCGCUCGCGCGCCAGCUCGACCCCGCCACGGCGGUCACCAUACGAUUUGACAGGCUGCUCAAGUUCACUGGAAAGAAGUUGUCAAUAGUUAUUGAUAGUCUCAUAACUUACUUGGAGUCUUCCCAACACCAGCAAAACGCUAGUAAAGUUCUUCGAGACACUAAGCUCAUACCGCGACUUGUACUCGAAGCGGAACAAUUCAGCAAACAUGUUAUACUUUUAGGAAGUAAAGCUAAGUUGAAUUACAAACAAUAUCUAUCCCUUGGCACGGCGAGGGACUUUAAAAUCAAAGCGCCGGUAUUACAGGAAGUGCUCAAUAUAAGAGACCCUACAGAAGAGACAAGAGAAGAAGAAGAAGUAGAUAUAAACGAUGCUGCGACCGAGAUCCUGUCACCUGUCGUGAGUGAAAGGGAAGAGAGUGACGAUGAACAGCCUAUAAUUAUCAAAAGAAAAAGAAAAUUA